Molecule: messenger RNA, 3085 nt
Organism: Sinocyclocheilus rhinocerous
Lineage: Eukaryota; Metazoa; Chordata; Actinopteri; Cypriniformes; Cyprinidae
Exons: 3
Coding region: 1200-2939 (579 amino acids)
Source: RefSeq, a predicted model, not a curated record
UUGUGUGUAUAAAUACUGUUUCCACAACUGAAUGCUAUCAAACAUGAUGCAUAAUUUCAGAUGUGAAUAAAACUACACUUUGGUGUCAUUCUCAUGACUUUAAAAAAAAAAAAAAUGUUCCAUAGAAGAAAGAACGUCUCUUCCAAACAGGUUUGUAACAUAAUGGUGAGUAAAUGAUGACAAAAUUCUAAUUUUUAGGGGUGAACUAUCCAAUUUUUAACUAUGGAUAUAUUUGGCACUAGUUUAAUUUGUCAAUUAACAAUUGUCCAACAGAGAACAUACAUACAUCACAGCAGAAUUCUUUCCUUUUAAAUGAACUAUCCCUUUAAAAAUGAAUCUAAUUUCAAAUAUAAAUGCUAUAUGUGGAUAUAGAAUAUUCCAUUUUCUUUGGCGUCAUAAAUUAAGCAUUAAGCACAGUUAAAAUGAAUAUGUAUCUGCUGCUAUGAAUCAUGUCAUAUUUCCUGUCCUCUGGUCCUCAUUCCAUUAUGUUGAACGCCCCCAUAGAUAUGUAAAAACAACCUUUUGUCUGAGGGCUGAAAAGUGAAGGCAAUUUGUCUGUGGCAACCAGCGGAGCUCUCAGACAGGAGAAUGCGUUAAUGAGGAUCCGAGAUUAAAGAGAUCAAUGAAAGGCCCAUUAAGUGCUUAGCCGGUGCGCUAACACUUAACAAGCGCAGUUUUUGACAAUGCUUAAAGAGAGCACACGGCCCAAACCAGUUGACUUCUAGGUAAUUGCUUUUCUUUUUAUUUCACUGCACUUCUCUGUCCUCUUUAAUGGUGCUGUCUUGCCAGCCUUUCUCUAAGCAGACAAAGAAUCAGUCAUUCUGUGGCAUCAUCAAUGAAUCGAUGCCACGCUCCCCUCAUCAUUCGCUCUCUCUCUCUCUCUCUCUGUCUCUCUCGGUUUCUUGGUCAGUCAGGGUACAUAACCUGUGCAAAGCCUUUUGCUUCUCUGUGCACAUCAUUUCAAAGUGGAUUCUUAUUGAGCAACAGAAGGUAAGUUGGGCUUUCAUAUAAAGAUUUAAUUUGGUUACCAUCAGGUUUUAGAGAUCUAAAUCUUGUUUUAAUGCAGUGUUGGAGUAGUUGUGCUCCUUUAGUUUUUGUGGUACAUGAUUGCAAACCAACAUGUUGAAAAGCUAUUUUGACAUUCUUUGACAAUUUAGAAAAGUGACUGAAUCUGAUGUUGAAUAUGAUCUCUCUCUGUCAUGCUUAUAUUUUGUCCUCAUUCUAUUUCCAAAGCUAUGCGUCCAUCCAGUAUUUUGACCUUUGAACCGGGGUUGGAGUCUGGAGUGCCAUGGGGCCGUGAUCUUUUUACUUUUGUGACUUCAGCAGCUGGUCACAUGAUGAGGACUUUGCAAAGACCACGUAAAAACAAGCCAUCAAAACGACAAGUCAAUCAUCGCAGGUUUCUGCACAACAUGAUACAGAGAAAAUUUGCUGAAAUAGAGGCAGCGAACCAUCAGCUGGCAUCUGCUUUAUUUGCAACUGAUAAACCCCCCGAUCAUCUAACUCCCAGACUAUCUCACAUUGUAACAGAAGUCACAGACCAGUCACCCAAACCUUCAAAAAAAGCUAUUGAAACUUUUAUAAAUGCUGACAAAACCGAAGCGCUUCCUGAACAACAAGAGGAUGUGUGUGACCUCUGGACAUUGGACAGUCUUUUGGACACCCAUGUGGCUGAUAAAAGUUUCUCACCGUGCAAGUUCUCCAACAGUAGAGGAAGAAAUCCGAGAACUGACAAAGACGGCAAAGGUUUGAAAAACAACCCUGCAAGCUCAAUGGAGAAGGACAUCGACUUCAGCUUCAGCUUCGAAAGGCAGCCAGCAUCUACUGAUUUAGAAAGCUUGACUCAAAUGAACGACAGUCUCCUAGAGGACAGCAUGUCCUCCUGGUUUGGGUCCAUUGAAAGAACAAGAACAUAUUCGAAACCACAUCUCACCAAGUACCAUGACGUGAAGUUUCUCCCCACAGACAUUGAUGUUCAAGACCUGUCACCUCCUUCUCCGGUGAUUUCACUCUUGUCUUUAGAUUCAUGUGAUUUGGAGGUUCAGAUGCUCAUAGAUGCAGAGCACAAUGUGAACCAAAUGCAAGAUGCCACCAUCGUAGAGAGUCUCCAAAUGGAUAUGGUGGAUGACCUUGACCUCCUGGAUAAAAUGGCUGAGUGGAUGGAUCACAGUGAAAAGGAUGGACGAUGUUUACAGGAAACAUGUGCGUUUCCAAGCUCUCUGGAUUCAGAUCUAGAGAACCUAACAGGUUCUGGUGGUGGGGCCACCAACUCUAUGUCCACUUUGGGCCAAACGGGUCAUUCAUUUUUCGCUAAUGUUCUCUGUAGUCAAGAGCCACAUAGACGUAGUUUCCAUCAUGAUCAAAUAAACUAUGCUAUGAACCACAAUAUCAUUCUAGAAGACCGGUUUGGUCAGGUUGAACCUUGCAUGAAGACGAAUGGAAAGGAGGAUUGUUAUUUAGAUACAGAUUUUUCUGUCAUGGAUGGUAAUGUUUCAAGCAACCACAUGUUCCCAGGAUUUGAGAGACAGUUGGACCAAUCCAAAAGGAUUCUUCAUGACGACUGGGAACAACAACCUCUAAAAAGCUCAUACAAGAACUAUACAAGUCCAGAUCAGAUUAUGAUCCAAGAAACUGAUAUCAGAAAUGUUGACAAAAACACUGUGCAGGUUGAGAAUCUCAACCAGACUUUAUCAGGCCCCCAAUGCCCGAUAACAUGCUGCCUUGAAGGCGUUUGUUAUCAUAAAGAAGACUCGUGUUUUUACACAAAAUUCAGAGGCAGUCACAACUUUGAGGGCGUGGCUAGAUCUUUCCCAGCCACAUUGCAUAAGCUCCACCCCACUCCAAUUCAGACUCCGCCUCUAGAUGAUGAUUGGUUGUUCGGUAAUAUUGUGGCAGAGGAAGAGGUAAAUAGCAUGAAUAAUACAUUUGGAAAGUACUGAUCAGUCAUUGGACAUUAAUUGUAUGAACUGUUUUCAUGAAUUUCAUUGUACCUGGGGAUGUUUGAUUUUUACACUUUUGUGAUUUUAUGAUCAUUUCUGUGAAAUGUUCUUGUCUGUGGUGUGAAAAAUUAAAUAUUUUAUGUAAU